Molecule: messenger RNA, 2073 nt
Organism: Serendipita indica DSM 11827
Lineage: Eukaryota; Fungi; Basidiomycota; Agaricomycetes; Sebacinales; Serendipitaceae
Source: the annotation of a GenBank genome assembly
AUGUACGACCCAUUCUUGGACAGCUUCAACGAGUCUCAAACUCUGCAACCACCAAUGGCUCCGAGGAGAUCACCAUCACCGGCCUUGCUCGACAAACAACUCGACGAACAUGCAGUAAACUCGCCACCACCGACGACAACGACAUCUACAAACAUAUCUCCCGGUGUAAAUGAACUAUUUGAUCCUUUGAGUGCUGCCUCGCAUUCCAUCCAACCCUCGCAGGUUCCGCAGGCGGUGGCGUCAAGCCCAGCCGCGCAAGCUGACCGAUCAAAGCGAAGACCAACACUUUUAGCCAUUUCUACUCCGUCUAAUCCUCCUCCUAUGAUAUCCUCAGACCCAUUGGCCGAUCUCCUUGGCCAAAAUGACCCGAAUGAUCCUCCAUCCCGCCCAAAGCCACCACGUCGUUUCUCAACAACACCUCUAUUUCAACCGCACUUACCAUCUCAUGCGAACAAGCCGAACGCGACCACGGUGUCGCCAUAUACUUCCCAACCUCCAUCGACUGUACGACCGACAAACCAUGGCCGUACUAUAUCCACAGGAUCAGACGACUUUGGGACCUUUGUCGCUGUUCCCGCCUCGUCGGACCCUCUAUCCUCUUCCACUCCCCUUUCAACCAUCCCAUCCGCGUCGACCCUCUCAUUCAACGAAACCGCGCCGCUAAAGCCUACACCAAUUCGCAAUGAUUUCACUAUCGCAGCACAACAACGCCAUGAAGAGAAUGCAUCUCGAAUCUUGGGAGAAUUCGCCCGGAGCGAAUCGACCAAUGGCGACUUUUUAGGAUGGCUCGACGACUUGGAGUCUACAGGUGGUUCUCAACAACAGGUAAAGGAACAGGAGAAACAUCUCAAACGAGAGGAGGGUCCUCCAAGUCCACCCGCCACACCGACAGAAGGCCCUCCGCCAAAAAUGAAGACGCCUCGCCGUCACGUAGCCUCGCCAGAGCAAGCGACACCGUCAUCCGACUCGAACGGGGUUGGCUCGUACUUUGCCGGUACCAUUCCUCGUCGAAUAACCAGCUUCUUAACCAGCAACGUGGUCCCGGCUGUUCAAGCAGGUGGCCUAACUCAGGUGCCAAACGCACCAGACGAAGGCUUAGAGGAAUCGGGUGACCCCCGCGCAAUAUUCGCCCUACCGACCAGCUCCAGUGUCGCUCGUCUUUCUUCCAUCCCUCACUCCAACUUUCCGGGGAGCAAUCCACCAUCCGCAAAAGCGAUUCCAGAUGACUUUGUCCAGCACAAGACGCCGUUUGCGUCGACCAAAUACCUCCCACCUUCUGGCGCUCCUGGCUACGGAGGCGAAAGUGGCUGGGAUACGGGUGGAUUCGCUGCAGAUUGGGAGGAGAGUGAGCGACCAUUUGCCAUUGCUGCUGCAAAGGCGGGUCCACAGAUUCUAAAACUACCCCGGAUACUGAACCUCGUCGGUCGGAAAGAGGAAACUGCAGGCGUCCUUACCCACGCUCUAGGUGAUGUACUGCGACUACGGCUGCCGGCACUUUCCCGUUUAUGCACAACUUGGACUCUACUUUACUCGCUAGAUCAGCAUGGUAUAUCUCUUCACACCUUUUACCACCUAUCAAGCGUCAGUGCUAGUUCCUUGAACAAGGUCAGCGGCGGCCGUAAGGGUGCCCUUCUAAUCAUUCGGGACUCGCUCGAUGGAGUCUUCGGCGCAUGGGUCGCAGAAGGCAUUCGCUUGAAUCACACUGGGGAAGGUCACUUUGGAGGAGGAGACUCGUUUCUCUGGCGAACAAAGAGUCACAUUCCAGAUCCAGCAGCCGAGAAGCCAGAGGACCCAUCUCCAAUCGUUGAUUUUUACCAGUGGACAGCUAGAAAUGAUUAUGUGGCCUUUUGUGACCCGACUUUCAUGUCUAUCGGUGGAGGAGACGACGGCAAGACGGGACUGUUCAUCUCUUCCAGCUUAUUGGAAGGCUCAAGCGCGCGCUGCAUCACGUUCAACAACGAUAUCCUUUGCGCCGAGGAGACAGACGAGGCGGCGGUGGAGAUGCGUAUAGAGGGUCGGACAGCCAAAUUUGAGAUUAUCGGGUUGGAAGUUUGGGGCCUCGUAGCAAGUUGA